UUCCUUCAUCCUCUCGCCCGCUAACCACCCAAGCAAGCAAAUAUCCCGACAUGCACUCUCCAUCCCUGCUAUUUAUCGAUCCCUCUCUCCCGUACGUCCAGGUAUCUAUCAUAUCGUCUCCAUCCAUUGCCAGCCACCUGCACCCACCCACUGGCCAACUGCCCAUGAGCCCCACAUCGCCGCGGCAGCCCGGCGCCGGCGCCGGCGCGGGCGGGACGCGACACGCCGCGUUUAAGGUCCACAGGGACUCCCACAACAUAAACAAGGCCUCGCCCUCCUCCACCAACUCGUCCGUGUCGUCGUCGUCCAACGGCGCCGCCACCAACAACAGCCACCGGCCGGCACCGGCUCCGCGACAGAAGCAGCCGCAGCCGCAGCCGGUGAUCAUCUACACGCACUCGCCCAAGGUGAUCCGCACCAACCCGCGCGACUUCAUGUCCAUCGUGCAGAAACUCACCGGCCUCGACAGCCCCGGGCCCGCCCGCGGCGCGCCCCAGCUGGCGCGCAACGGGGGCUCGGCCGUCACCGCCGCGCAGGACGAGUCGUCCUCGUCCUCGUCCGAGAGCUGCGCCAACGCCCACGCCCACGCCCACGCCGGGCCGCCGCCUCCCUACGGGGACCCGCAGCUGAUGCCGCCGCUGGACGCGCACUUCAUGGCGCCGGACAUCCCCCUGUUCGCGCCCGGCGCAUCGGAGCUGCAGCUCUGCGCGCCCAGGGGGCUCUACGGCCAGUUCCCGCCUGUCGACGCCGCGGCGCUCGCCCCAAUGGUGUCGGCGAACAUGAGCAACGACGCCGGCAACGGCGGGGCCGUGUUCCCCCCGUCGAUGGUGGAGGCGAUGAGAUCGUUCCCAGACUAUUAA
This is a messenger RNA of Phragmites australis (common reed), 860 nucleotides long. Its product is annotated as protein MKS1-like. Gene Ontology annotation, cellular component: nucleus. NCBI's taxonomy places the organism in Eukaryota, Viridiplantae, Streptophyta, Magnoliopsida, Poales, Poaceae. The record is from RefSeq and is a predicted model, not a curated record. Bases 51 to 860 code for a protein of 269 amino acids. The transcript has a single exon.